AUGGCACAAACAGGAUCAGUCGAAGAGUCUAUAGUAUACGAGGAUACACCGCUCGGAAAUUAUCUCGAAUGGGUGGAGAACGAAGGAGGUGGGGCCGCCGUUUUAGAAGCUAAUUCGCCAGCGGACGCCUGGGAAACAGGUCAGCCAGCUCAAACGAGGCGCUGGGCCCAGGAACUUUGGGUCUCUUUCAAGUCGCUGCAUCUACCUCGUCGCUUAUUCCCUUCGUUGGAAUCACGCAAUGCGGUCUUUGAAACAUUAUACAAGGAAGAGGUGUACGAAUUCUUGCUGCUUCAACACCAUAGUGUGGAUGGAAGACUUGCCAGUUCAAGCAACAGUCGGGCAAUGAUGCCCAAUUCCAUAUCCGCCGAGUUUGGUGCACUUUUGGGGCUAUGGGUUCUAGGAGGGGCUAGCGCAUGGGCUGGAGCAGCGAUAUUAGCGAGGCAAAGGGGAGGUGCUCAUCUCGCGGGGGCAGCUCUCCUUGUGAUGCUCUCGGUUCCUCUUGUGUGGGCAACACGUUCCCAAUGGGCGCGUACACGACUCGGGCUUCUACAUCGUUCCUGCCUAUCAACUCUUCGUUCGUUUCUUCAGUCUUCUCACGAACUGGACAAGAUCCUUCGGAAAGCCAUUCGCUACGUUCAAGAGGUUGAAUUGGUUUCCCGAGGGUACAGACUUGCCCCAGCUUUGUCUCCCAUCACCCGCAUUGAACAGUCGUCAAAAUCUAAGCGAUGCAUAGCGUUGCGGACUAUGAUUCGACAUGUCAUUGACGAUAUUUUGAGUCGAUCGCGUUCAAGUCAGGCUAGUCUUGCUUUGCUCAGCGGAAGCGCAGAUCAUGCUUCGUCACCUACCCCCUCCGUUCCAACCUUUGUUACCGACGAUUCCGAUUCAUUGUCUCUGUGCAGCUUGAAGUACAACUGGCAGCUGAUGCGAUUGCAGAGAGUGGAACUGCUGAAUGCGGUACUAGUGGUUGCGCCAUUUGACCAGGUACCAGACGUUGGAUAUUGUGGGCAGAGGUGGACCAAAAUAAACGGUCAUUUGGAUCGAGUGACUGAGACUUUGCGAGCAAGUUGUCUCAGGAUUUCGCAAUGCAUAGAGACGGAACUGCGCAUCCGUUCUGACGAAAUUGCAGCCGAUGCAGAGGAUACGCAUGCUGUUGGCGCGGUAGUAAAUCGCCAGCGUCACCGACAGCGAAAAUAUCUCGCUAGUGCUAUAUCCCUUGACCAGAGAUUGAAGGAAAUUAGGACAAAACUGCUGAUAUGCACGCAAGAUAUUGAGAACAUGGACGAUGAAUUGCAGCUCGAUCCAAUAGCUCAGUUAUUUGAUUCGAUCGGUCGUGAUCUUGAAAACGCGUCUUGCAACUGGAAAGAAGCUCAAUAUAAUUUACAGCACUUAUUUGCUGAUAGUGGUAGCAACAAUGAUGAUGAUAUGCAGAUGGCAACGGAUCUUAAAACUGGAAGGGCAGCGUGGGACGAGCAGAUAUACAAGGAGCGCAUAGCUGUCCACGACAGUAUACCCGAUGAAAACCUCCAGCAGGAAGGACCGGAGGAGCUGUAUGAAGACACUGCGGAGGAUAUCUCCGAUAUCGCUCCAGCAUCUAACAAAUUGACCAGGGAACAACGUAUUCAGCUCCAACAAGCCAAAAGACAGGUCAAGAAUCAUGUCAAAGUCCAACGCAUCGCCAAGGAUGAGAUGAUGUCUGAACUCAAAAAUGUUCUCACACAGCGGAAACCACAUGUGCAAACUUCAUGA
Molecule: messenger RNA, 1746 nt
Organism: Spizellomyces punctatus DAOM BR117
Lineage: Eukaryota; Fungi; Chytridiomycota; Chytridiomycetes; Spizellomycetales; Spizellomycetaceae
Exons: 9
Coding region: 1-1746 (581 amino acids)
Biological process (GO): cell-cell adhesion
Cellular component (GO): plasma membrane
Molecular function (GO): myosin binding
Source: RefSeq, a predicted model, not a curated record